Messenger RNA from Spirometra erinaceieuropaei, 36274 nucleotides. Lineage: Eukaryota; Metazoa; Platyhelminthes; Cestoda; Diphyllobothriidea; Diphyllobothriidae. The record is from the annotation of a GenBank genome assembly.
AUGCGUUGUGACCUUAUGGAUUGGUUUGAUGGCAUCUGCAAUUUGUAUAUUACCCCCGAAACUUUUGCCAGUGUGGAGAAGCUACUGCAACAGAUUUCCUAUUCCUGUAAUUCGAUAAAACAUACAACGCUGCUCUUCGAUGCCAAACUUACCUGGUAAUUUACUGUUCUUACCGUUUGCCUACCAUAACAUGUUGGAUUGUUGAUUUACGUUGAUACUUUCGGAUUUUUCUCUUUGAGUACAUGGUUCGCCAAAGAAUAAUUUUCGCUAGCGUCCGGUGGCCUAUCUUUUUCAGAACGGUAAGUCCCGUCACACAUCAGAUAAGUAUGGUGAGGGGAUCGUGUAAUCGAGCGUUGCCCAUGAUUCGGUCGGUUGGUAGGUUGAUGUGCUUAUUAAUCGGUUUGUCCGUCGUAUGGACGGGACAUCGAUGGCAGAUACUUGGGAGGUAGAGGACUUAUUUUUAGAAUAAAUAAAAGUUCGUACCCAGAAAUAUAUCAAACACUACAGCCAGAAGAUGACCGAAAUAAUUUUUACAAAACAGGGAGAAUGUAAAAAUGUCUCUAUGGCCUUCAAAGUGACAGGCAAGACUUCACUUUUUUGUACUUCUGACUCGUCGCACGUCGGAAAUCGGAUUGGUGUAGGGCACUGACUGAAAGCGAUGCCAAAUUGAGUAUCAAGCAUGUUCAGAGUCUGGAAUCUACAGCAUGCCAGUGAACUUUCGAAUUCUUGACAAAAACUCGUCGUUAGACCAAAUGAUUGGGGAAGUAUGCUUCGCAUUUUGGAAAUUGAGGGUAAAUGCGUUACUAGGGGCGUCAGAAUGUACGCCACAGGGUCUUAUGAUCACAUCUCUUCAAUCGUUUCCACCUUCAAGGAGUUAAAUAAUCCUCCCGCCUAAUUGCUUUUUACGACCAAUCGUAACCUUCCCGGCUUGCAUUCGCAUCGCGGGAACCCGGAUCGUGACCUUUCCUACCCUGAUAGUCUUUUUAGUAAAAGCGAUGAGGAUCACCGCCGUACCACGAUGGUUGGGGGCGCAGUGGACUUGCAUGCAGAUUUGCUUAUGGCUCACAUAAUUACUCCUGUCGUCGAUUGUAACCUCUCUCUCCCCUUAACUUUCUAGCACCUAAACUGCAACCCUCGCGGCCAUUCGGGUAGGCUACGGGCUGUUGCUAACAGGCCGUGAUGUCGUUGAUUAGGGAAGAACUAAUACAGAUUAUUUUACUCAUUGAAGGUCGAAGUCAAAGAGAAGCCGCUGCGAAACUUAGCGAAAUGAGUGAAGUUAGUAAGCUUGCUAAAACGUUUGAGCAAAAGGAUUCCAGUGGGAUGACGCACGCAGUGGGCAUUCAACCAGUCUCACCGACGAAGUCUCGCACAUUUGAGUUGAUGCAUGUUGUGCUAUUACUCCUGAUACGAUUCGACGUGUUUUUGCUGAAUGCAGCACACUACUUACCUGUUCAUCGUAAAGACUGGUAGGUAUACCGAACACAGUAAGUUGACGAGUUUCGUUGACAGUUUCAUUACUUUUCAAAUUAAUUUAGAUGUCCGGGAUGCCCCGUAGAGUAGAAUGAAAAUAAUUUGUCAUGAUUGCAAUGGCGUCUGUGAGGACAUGUUUUGCGAUAUUACCUGAACCCUCUUAGUACACAAUCUGCAACCACCUUUCCUCGCCAGCUGGCUGGUACCCACCUCGAGAGCAGCUUGGAAACCUUUACUUCCCUCUUUCCUCAGCUGGUUUCUAGUCAUCGAAUAACGGUCCUUUCAUCAAGAACUACAAAAAAUAACACCAUCGCCUGCCUGUGGGCUUGCUGAAUUCUAGUGUCAUGGUCGAGACUGUCUUGCAACGGUGGUAGUAACCCGUUUUACAAUGCCACUGACCGAAAUUCUGGGCUUCAUGCGUGGAUGCUGCCGUUGUCGUCAUCGAGUCGGAUCGAGCGUUAAUAUUAAAAUAACAUCUUAAUGCCAUCUUUGCAGACAUAUACUUCAUGAUGGUGAAGAGGACAACUAGAUGACCCUUCUUGAUGCCGUCGUCUGCUGCGAAGACUGUAGUGGCUUAAAAACCAGACUGACAAAUGUGACACAAGUACUGCGUUUCAGCAACAGCCACCCAGUCAGCGACAAACGCAGGACGCUCCCCCGGCGUGUCGAGACGUACUGCAGUGAACUGAGAAACAAAGUUGCGGAAUUUCGGUAACUUUGUGGCGUGCUAAAAGCAAGCGCAAUUAUGCCAACCGGCGCAUGCAAUGACGGCGCAUGACGGGAAAAUGGAUUCACUCAUUAGGCUUGCUGCUGGCCGCGGAUGCGUCCACGGAUGACGGAUAGUAAGAGCCUAGUUGUGGACUAAGCAGUAAUGGACCAGCAGCGACAUGUUUAGGUCACGGAGGCCCGACAUCUAACACGCAAACGUACUUUACAAUGCCGAAAAACCCGAUGACGACUCUGCGAUGUAGCGACCGGGAACUGCCACCAAAUAUGUUUGCUUGCCACCGUUGCCCUGUGGUUGAGUUCUUGAACUAAAGCGCUUGUAGAGACAUUUUCGAACAAGUCGUCUUGGUGGUUGUUGGAGACCCACGUCAAAUCGAAAUCUCCGCGACACCUGUGUAAAUUUUUCGAAACUGCAAUUGCGAUCCAUGCUUCGGCUUAUUACUCUUUCGGCAUCUACCCAUCCCUUCCCCUUGAUAAUUACAGCCCCGCUCUUUACCGCCAGCUUAGAUAAGUAAAAGACGGGUUUCAGUAGGCUUAAAAAUGCGUCUUCCCAAGCAUACGUUAAAAGAGGUCGUGGAGCCUAAUCGUUCCAGAAAUAACAGGGUUCGUCUUCAGAGGGCAGAAUGACACCGCAUUCUCCCGUAUUUAUCAGUGCUCGCGGCCGCGCUGUCGGUCAGAGGUUAUCUAUACGAUUAGGUCCACUUAUGGCUCCAAGGUGAUGAGCGCCGACCUGCAGCUAGAGAAGGGGACGGCGGUCGCUUUCCGCAUUGCCAUUAUGAAGGAAAUUCGCGUCGGCCUUCAUUUCUGGCCCAUUGCUCUCCUUAUUGUCCCUGCGUCAGUAUUGCCCUAUGCUUUAAAUCCUGCAGUCCCGUCAGUGGAGGUGUGUCCGUAGAGCCUAAUACUCCUCAGCGGGAGCCAUGCGACGACCGGGAGACGCUAUGCUUGUGUGUCAGGCCUCCAGUCUCCGUGUUCAACUAGUAUUGCAGUCCAAGGGUCGGUACGUGUCCUAUUUUUUUCAGUUUCCCGCCGCGGACGGCAAGGGAUCUAUGUCCUUCACCAUUCGCUCGUGUUCGUGGUUGCCUACCGGUUUCCGACCCAGAUUUUUGGCAGAAACCACGCGGACCCAACAGACUUUAUGUGGGACUUCGUUUGCAAGGAUCAGUCAUCGUCGUCCUGAACACUGUCAAUUUCUUUGUGGUGCAAUGUCAUCACCCUCUGACGGCGGAAGCCUGUUUCUAUCGAAACAUCAGGGAUACCAACCUUCAGUGGUAGAGGGGCGCUCACCGGUCGCGUUGCGGAACUUCCUCGUCCCGUUGGGCGGGACUGAGCCCCAGGUGUUGCAUACCUUGAGGUUGAGUGUGGCUUGCUGAAGACGACCAACAAGUCAGAAAUAGUCGUUGCUGUCUCCCUUGUCUCGGUCGGCAAUUUCAUAAACCUUCAGUCUUUGAGACCCCUUCCAAAAAGCAGCAUGUUGCAUGUGCGUAGAGGCAAAUGGAUACUGUCGCACGCGUACUUAGUAAGGUGAACUUAAUCCUGUGGUCCAACCCUCUUUCUGCACCCUCUGCCGUCUUCCCCACAUUGAUUGACCCACACGUUCGGUCGGGUUAUUUUAGGUCGUCAUUGCCGCUGAAGGAGAUGCGCCUCCUCUACCGCUUCCUGGUCUCCAGUAUCUUCAAUCUCCCCCCGGACCUUGAUUUGGUCGCGAUCUCCCCGAAGGCGAAGCAUAUGGGCAGGUAGGUUCCCUUUCAUCCUUACUGGUGGCAGACGCGCAGACUUAUACUGUGCAUAAUUUCUCGGGUCUGCUAAAGUUCCCACUCGAAUUUUGCAUUAGACAGCCUAGAAAAAUGUGCGUUUUCAAGUAUUCAUCAUUGGAGCGUUACAUUAAUACAGGGUUUUGUAAGAAAGUGGAAAGUACGGUAGGUGAUAUGACUUACGAAACAUCAACUGAAAUUCAAAAAUGUGCCUUCGAUUCGAAUGGACUAAUUGAGUAGCUUUACAAUGCGGAUUAGUAUGCAGCAUAGUUCCAAGAUAUUUAAUGCACGCCUGAAUGUCGGCCCUCGGAUGCGCGUCUUUCCGGCCACCUGCGAACGUUGUACUCGCUACAACACGACAAAUUCAGUAGUAUGCACCGAUUUACCAUGUCUUCCUAAAUUUGAGUAUAUUUUAUAGCGCGUAUGAAGCAUCAUCUCUCAUAUUUGUUCGCAGCAGGUUUCAUUUUAUGAUUUCCUACCUGACGAAGGGUUUUAUUUAGGUCUUAAAAUGUUUGUAAUCAAAAAAUUUUUUGACUGUAACAUGUUUCUUCAGACAGUGGCGUAUGUGCGCGUUCAUUAAUACCGCUUUUGCAGUACACACCAUGAUCUAUAUUUAUUAGCAAAUCUGAUGGGCGCUAGACGUUCUCUACCUUAUAAUGUAGAGGAGGUUUGACUGCCCUUCAGUGGAAACUCUCCGGUGCAUAAUUCGAAAACCCUGAGCACAAAUGAAGCUGCCUGUGGAGUUUGAAUUUUUUUGCGAAUUGAAACAAAAAACAUUUUGAAAACCAGAAGGGACUUUUUUCAAGUAAUGGAGACAGGUUUCUAUGAAGCGCGCAUAAGAAGGGUUUUUUGUGCUCACUUUCUGUUCAGUGUGUUUAGUUUUAUAAAGGCAUCGAAGAUUAAUCGAUACCUAAUGCAUACUACUUAAUUAGUAGUCCCAUAGCGAGUGCAAUGUUCACAGGUUGUUGGAAUAAUGCACAUUCAGAAGCCAGCAUCCUAGCGUAAGUGAAAUGUGUCAGGAUUAUGCUGCGUACUAAUUACUACUGCAAUUCAACUUGAGUAAUCCGUUCCAUUGGAGGUUUUAGUUGAGAAUUUCGGUUAAUGUCUCGCGAGUAAGGCCAUACACUGUUGGUGUCCAAUCUCAUCGCUGAUAGAAGCUAACAGGCGAGUUUCAGGAAGCAGUUCGGAGGCAGAGACUCGGACAGUCGAUUCGGACGCGGGAGUGAGAAGAGAUAGUGAGACCGAUACAAGGACAUCCAUCCUCAUAGCUGAUCAUUGCAUUCCUAACUAGUAAUAAAUCUGCAUGCACAACUAGCGGCAUAACUCGGCCACUCUCAGGAUUGAGAGUCAGACUGCAAUGGCUCCUUAAUGUGGCCUUUACGACACUCACCCACAUGGGAUCCGAACCCACCCCGCAAUAGUCUGUUUGGGGACCAGGUCGUGUGUGGCACGCGUAGGUGGUUCGUUUAGCCUUUUCGGCCACCCCACCAACGUCCAUCCCCGGUCGUUUUGACAUUACCUGGCCACCAGUACAAGGGAGAAGCGAGUGAGGUAGAUGUUACGCAAGUCCACCUCGCCAUAAACUUAUUCACACGCUAGUUUCCGAUACCCACUUCGUGGAGCCCAUGGUGAAUAGUCUGACUGUCGCUGUUACCAACUAGCAUGAACGUGCAACCAAUCCGAUUUAUUGACAUAGAGGUGAAACGGUCAGGUUUCUGUGUCCAAUUGGAAAAACAUGCAUGGACGAGGGGGAACUGAAAACAGCGUCUCUGGUCGAAAGGCAUGCGAGGUGUCUAUGUCAGCAUAGCAGAAGAGUCGGAGGUGAAGGGGACAAAACCUGGCUGUUCACCUGCCGUGGCACGUUGUUUUCCCGAUUGCGCGUUACACCAGCUGGCAGGUCUUGCGCGGUAGCUGCAGUGCCCUGAUAGCGGCCUUCAGAGAGCGUGACACAGGAUCGCCUAGACAUAGUUCAGCCAAGACAGGACAUGGACCAACCCCUGCAUCUGCAAUACUAAUUGCCCAAGGAGGGACUGGAAGCAGCCAUAGCGCCCUCCGACCGUUGCUUGGUUCUAGCUACGAAGUAUUAGGCUCUGCGGGCACACAUCCACUCAGGGGCCGUGGGAUUCAAAGCUGUCGCUUGUGCAUCCGCCUUUGAUCAAUAAAUGGGCAUACUUUGAAGUCACGGAUUGCCGCGUUUACGUCCACUGAACGAUCAGGCACCUCCAGGUGGACCAGGGCAGCGCUUGGAAUGAACUCGGUCGUAUGCUGACCAAACCAGCCUGAACAUUCUUUACGUCUCCUUCGCGAAAGACAUCUAGUCGUUUGGCUAAAAUAACCUGUUCCAGAAGAAUGAGCGAAUGAGUAGCUGCAUAUAAUUGAGGUCUUAAAGAUCACCCUUACGCUGUCCACACUCUUUCCGUCCCCAUCCUACCACAGUUGCUUCGCAGUUUUCACAGCAACCAUCCGGUGGCUCACGAACGAAGCUGUUUGAAGACUCUCCUCGAACGGAUCCAAACUCAUUGCAGGAGACUGGAGGAAAGAGCACACGAGGCCCGUUAUAUGUGCCACCAGUUUGUGCAAAAUGGCUAUCCAAAGCAUCCUACGCGGUUGCCCCCAGAGAGCCCAAACAUCAAAGCCAUCAGCGAUAUAGCAUUCUCUAUCAUUCAUCAAGGACGUUUCAGAAGCGACCGAGCGCAUUGCUGCGGAGUUAGGUGUCAGAAUUGCACACCGUCUCAAAGCCACUAUGCGCAGUAGGUUCAUCAAAAUUAAAGACCGGUUAAAGCCCGAGGAGCAAUUUGAGGUGGUGUAUUGCAUCCCGUGUCAAAAUUGUUCUUGUAACUACACAGGGCAGACUGGGCGCAUGCUCGGAUCGCGCAUAUACGAACAUAAGCUGGCUGUGCGACGAGGCGACGCAUUAUCACAAGUGGCCGCCCACACCUACGAAAUCGGUUACGAGUCUAACUUCGCAACCACCAAAAUAGUCGCUCACGCAGGAAACAAAACAGGCCGAGAAUUGAUUGAGGCCUGAGCCCCGGAUGAGAACUCGGUCAGUCGAUUUAUCGAUCUGGCGCCGGCGUACAGAGCCCUACGUAUUCACCUCCAGUCUUGCGCUGUCGGCCGAUGAUUGGCUUACACGUCCUAUAACUGUCGCUUGUUCUGGUGCUGCUACGAUCUCUGACGAUGGGCUCCUGCACGAGUUCGAAAGCUCAGGACAAUAAACAAAAUGUUCCGGCGCUCGACACUUCUUCUUUACUUCUACAUACACUUGGAACUUGAACUUUCGCCUUCACAGUUGCUUUUUUUCUACUUGUCACCUUUCUGGCAAUUCAUGUCUUCAUAACAGCGUUGAUGCUGCAUAUUGAAAAAGCGCAUUUACCCAAACUAACUUGACUAUUUGCCUUUUCAUAAUCAGGAACACUUUUUAGCAGUUCGGUCACCUGGUGUGGCGCGCGCUAUUCGGAGGUGGUUUAUUUAUGUUGCAGUUGCAUGUCAAUGUUUCGAAUUCGACUGCAACUGCGCAGUCGGUUGAAGAGCGAUUCUAGGUCAUUGUUAACAGGAAACUCCGCACUCAAGUCUAUAACCCAAGCUCGCGGCAUCUAAAUUCCUCCUGGGCACCGUACCUUAUUAAAGGUUCACUUUACGGGGCGACACUACGCAAGCAGUCCCCUUUUAGAAGAAGAAGAAGAAGAAGAAGAAGAAGAAAGAAAGAAAGAAGGAAGAAGAAAGAAGGAUGAAGAAGAAGAAGAAGAAAGAAAGAAAGAAAGGAGGAGGAGGGAGAGGAAUAAUUCCAAUCCUUUGAUGUUUCGGAUUCUCACUCAAAGCCAUCAUCAGAGACAACCACCGAUAGGGGGUAGUAGACGCGUGGGAGGGACAGUACUUAUGAGAUGCAGUUGAUAUGCGAUAGCAUACUUACUUGAACUUCGUAAUGCUCUGAUCGUGCGCCACCUAUCCGGCCUCGAUGAUGUCACGGGUUGUAGCCCUCCACGCUUGACGAUCCGUGGCGACGAAUCUGAACACUACCCUUUCCCCUCUCCACUGGCGAAGACCCGUUACCGGAGGCCCAAACAACGCUUGCAUGCCUUAACAAACUGCGUCGAGGCAAGUUUUGAGUCGACCUCUUCGAUGCCUCCAUGUAGACAGCUGCGCCAAAUCGCAGGCUACAACACUGAGUUCGUGAGGCGGACUACAAAGAACGGGCGCAAACCACUUCAGUCGUCUUUUUUGGAUGGUUUGGGAUAUUCUCGCGAUGUCGCAGCCAGUACAGACUGUCUCAUUUAAAACGAAAUCGGUGUACUCUGCUGGAAGGAUGGACCUCAGGCAGCGGUAGUCAGAUACAUCCAUUUUGCCCAUACAUAACAUAGUUAGCGACUGUCCAAUUCGUCAUCGGCAGUCGUAAUUUGUUGUAAAGCAACUGCGUCCUGUAAAUACUGCACUCCUCCUGUGUGUAUAUCUCUCGCAUCUGUGGCUGUCGUUGAUGAUGAAUUCGGAGUCAGAAUCCGAAUCGUCAGGCGAUUAAACGUCUUGUUACAACGGUCGCAUCUCAACGGCGUCCCGCAGCUCGUCUUUUCGCUCCUAUCAGCAAGCAGGCCUUUACAUAACUGCACUUUUGUUGCUGUGUAUCGGUUCAGGUGCGUGGGCUCACUUACAUACAGCACUUACCAUACAGCGCUUUCCUUCCACUGGAUUAAAUUAAUGCAAAUCACAUUCUGUGCCUAUUCACUUAACACUCGGAACCGCCACUUCUGUUGGUCUCCUAGGGUUGCGCCUAGAUAAUCGAGGACAUAGAUGAGAUGGUGCCGGCAAAGACAAGGGAGACCGGAAUGGCCAUUUCUGGCUUAUUAGCUGUCAUCAGCCAGUCAUACCCAACCCCAAGUGUGGAUCACCUGAGAUUCGAACCCAACCACUAGUCGCUGUGCGACUGCCUGCAAGGGUUCUAGUAUGAGCCCCAAGGCACAACGGAACGAGCAUGUUCCGUAACCUGAUCGGUGCGUGCCCACUGUCAUAAUCGAGGAUAUCUCUCAGGACGGCCACGCAGCCUGACGGCUGGCCGAAUCCUCCUGUUAGGUGCCUCCCUGAACAGAUUGCUGUAGUCAGGUCUGAAAACUAGCUGUUCUGCUUUUGGGGUAGACUGCCCCCCCCCUGAGGGUUUCUGAUUGUGCUGGCUCUCGUAGCAAUGGCGUCUGCUGUUCUAGCCUGAUGUCGCGCUUGAGUAUGGGCGCUCCGUUUUGCCUUGUGGUCGACAGUCCACAGUCCUCGCAGGCGAUCACAUACCAAUGUACAGACAGCAAUUGAUUAGUAUUACCGACAAGGACUGGUUCAACUCAUAUUGACCAACCUAUGCAAAACUCAGCGCCUCGGUGGGAUUCGAACUCACGACAGCAAGAGGGAGGCUUUAGUAUUGCCAACGCUCUAGCCACCUAAGCUACGAGGCCACACCGGAAGACGUGAGUUUAAUCACAUUUUAGUCAAGUUACCCGCCCAUCCAAAGCAUUCAUGAAUUACGUGAGCCUGGUAUUCAUCUGGUGGAUUCUAGGUGGAUUACUUAGGAAAUCCUGCUUGGUCAGUCAGCUUACUGUGUCAGAUUUGGUGGAUUCCAGACGUUGCAGUAGGCUGGGCGGGUAACUUGACCCAAAUGUGAUUAAACUCGCCCCUUCCGGUGGAGCCUCGUAGCUCAGGUGGUUAGAGCAUUGGCUGCGCCAAAGCCUUCCCCUUGCUGUCGUGUGUUCGAAUCCCACCGAGGCGCCGAGUCUUUCGCAGUUGGGUCAAUAUGGAUUAUUCAAAAUUUGCCAAAACAUCUAUGAAUUGCUUCAACUGGCAGGGCGUCUCGCCUAUGAUGGGCCGCCUUUCCAGUCUCAGGUCUGCACGGACUGGAGUCCAGACAUAUCUACAGUCUGCAUUUUCUUUGGCCGCAGUAUACUGUCUACAGUGUCUGACCUAUCGUGAAAUUUUGACCGAAAUUCUGAAGCCUGUAUAAGAGGUUACGUAGGGGAUGGUGUUAUUAUUUGGAGACGUCAGCAGCGCAACAGGGUUUCGCAGGUUAGCACGCCAGGGGACAGAACCGACCGCGCUUUUGAGGAAAAAUUAAGCGGGAGCCACGAAGACAUGCAGUGCGUGACCGAUCUCAUAAAAUGCUGGCCGAAAUUCUGAAAUACGUUUUGGACGAGGAAGGAUUAAUAAGGUGGCGUUGUAAUAUUAUGUAGCAUAAUCCUAUAGUAUUUCGGACUCGCCAGGAUGUCGGCUUUUGAAUGCACUUAUUUCUGAUCUCCCGCAGAAACCGAACUCGGUAAAAAAAAAAUGACUACUUAAUUACCAUGCAUUUCUCACUCCUAUUUUGGAUGGUCUUAUAAAUCCAAAUAUAUUUUGCAGAAACCAUGCAUGAUAAUAUGUUUCACUGUCUUCACAUUUUAUAGCCGAAAAAGUGUAUAUUUAUUUUUUGGGAUAGUUUCUAUUUAUGAGGUUUUUAUGACCGUACGAUGUCUAUAUACACAUCAUGGCACGUGCCCGUUUACCAAUGUUCCUCUUGAAGUGUACAACAUAGCCCGUAUCCAUUGCAAAAUUUUAAGAACUCUAUACAGUAUCUUCUGAAAGGCAUAGAGGAAUAUGUGAUUUUCUUUACGCGGGACGCAUGCAGCAUGUAGACUGAAAUCGCUAAACACUAAUGCAACGACUGAUGAGUCUCAAAAUUAUUCGGGAAUUAGGAAACUUUUUCAAAUCCUAAAUAUCUACUUUUUCGGGUAUGAAAUUUAGAGAAAAUGUGAUUUUCUACCAAACAAGUAAAAGAAAGCAUAUUUUUGUGCAUGUUUUCAAUAAGAUAUUUUUGAAUUUGUAUGACCAUACAAAAUAGAGGGGAAAAAUGCAUGCUUAUUAAGUAGUCAUUUUUACCGGGUUCGGUUUCUGCCGGCGAUUAGAAAGAAGUGUAUUCCAAAGCCGACAUCCUGGCGAGUCCAAAGAACUAUAGGAUUAUGCUACAUGACAAUUACAACGCCACCUUAUUAAUCCUUCCUAGUCGAUAACGUAUUUCAGACUUUCAGCCAACAUUUCAUGAGAUCGGUCACGCACUGUACCAUUGGCCAAAAAUGUGGUCCCUUCACACGCACGUGAGGAAGCAGGCACUUGUGGCAAGAAGCAGAAACCUCCCCUUACUCGUAGCUACACUAACUGGCCCAUCUCAUGAAAUGUUAAUCAAGAUUCUGCAAUUUGUUGUCGAUUAAAAAGGAUUACUUAGGUGGACUUGUCAUAUCCAUUACCCUGCAGCCUAAUCCCCAGUCACACCAGGAUUCCGCCUUUUGAACUAGCCGUCGCCUGCAAAAACCACACUCGAUGAAGACUGACCGCUGAUUUUCGAUGCUGUUAUAAAUUUAAAUAUAUUUUGCCGAAAAAAUGCACGGAAAUUUUCUUUCUUACAUUAAUUUGGUAGAAAGUUAUGCUUUCUUUAAAGAGGGGGGCAUCUUUUGGUUUUAAAAAGUGUGUAAUUAUGAGUUUUUUAAGACCGCAAAGCUUCAAUUUACACAGCAUCGCAUCUGCCCGUUUAUGAAUGCGACAACUGUGUGUCGUCGCGGAGAAAUUAAAAGUCACUUUCUCAGCAUCCAUGUAGUUACCGAUGUCAGCCGUCAUCUUGGUGUGGCAGACAUAAAUCUGGUCGAUACUAGUAAUAAUUAUUAAAAAUUAUAAACUGUUGAGCACUCGUGUUUUUACUGUCGGCAAGACAGGGCAAUAGAAACCCCAUACUUCGAGGGUCUUGUGCUAAUUUCCAGGAAGAUGAGGGUUAGGGUUAGGACGCGGGAUACUUACGUCUUCCGAAAUUGCACGCAAGCCUACCUGUAUUACCAGGGGCAUUCCCGUCCCUGUGUCUUACCGAACUGGCCAAUGAAAAAAAAUAUUCACGAAAAAUCUCAUCACGAGUAAGUGACCGACUUCUCCUUAUGUUAAUGCUUGCAGCUAUUUUGUACGCUCGCUUAUUGGUGGCGUCCAAGUAUUGGGGAGGCAGUGAGAUAUGAAAAUGAGGAAACACCCAAAAAGAAACUCCCGACAUCGGCAAGAUUCACCGAAAAAGGUAUAAAAGGAAUGUGAUUAGUGAGGGCUUUAAGGAAAAAGAACUGUCGCUCAUAGGUCUGAACGAGACUGUGCCGCACUACUAAUGAGAGCAUAUGGGGGUUCCGGACAUUCGUCUUCUUCGGAGGGGAGGAAUUCUUAAUCACGCAGAGAAUAAUUCAAUAUCCAAAACGCCAUGUAUGCAGUCAUCAUACUUCUUUGCUGACAGGGCAAGGCGGUGAAACAGAAGAGCAAACCACCAUCGUCAAUAGCUUAGCUUAGGGGCGAAACAUGGAGUUGACGUUAAAUCCCACGAAGAUCUCCCCUGCAGCGAGCUCUUUCCCUGAUGAAAUAAAAGCAGCCUCAGUUUCUGCGUUUUGUUUGUUGUGCUUUCUUUCCAUGACCCCACUCAGUGUUGUUGCCUCCCUAGUUGUCUGAAUUUAGGGCUGAAACGAAGGAAUUAGAGCAGCCACUCCCCGCGGCAAAUGUGAUUCCGUGUGCUUUUGAGCAGCAGUUCUGCGAUAAAUAGCGAAAAAGACAAUAAUCCAAAGGUUGACAACUAUUUGGUGCACUUGGAAGAAGUUAUUGUACCUUCUGAGGCAUCAAAAGAAAGUCAAGGGAGAUAAUUCAUUUUAGAGUGAUUUUUCGUCAUCAACGCUUUUUUAAGGGGAGCUUUUUUAGCUUGCGAGCUUUCGGAUUAAAUCCACAGCUCAUGGUUUGUCAUGCGCCACAUUGAGCAUUCAACCCUCGCAGGCGACGACAUUUACCGCGUGCCCUGCGGAGUAGACACAACGCCGAUUGCGUGCGCGUGAAUUGUAGUGAAGUAGACUUGCGAAGCAUCUACAGCACACCCUCUUUUCUCUCCGCCGCCUUGGUCCGAUUGCAACAUAAUGUCAAGACGACUGGAGGUGAGCGAGGACGCAGCCCGUCUACACGUGCCGUGUGCGACCUGGUCCCCACCACACGUGCCAAUACCCUGUGAGAGCGACUCGUAUCUCACAUGACUGACAGGGUCGUAAAGGCCAUGUUAGGAGGGGCCACGACUUCUGAUAGCGCUUCAGCUUUAUUGUAGCGAGGGAUGCACUGACAUGCCUUUAAGAUGGAUUCCCAGUGUCGGCCUUUUUCUCUCUCCCUUCCCCUUUUCCAUCUCCCAUGUUCGAGCCGCUCUAUCAACUGGUGAUGGGACUGGGCACAUUGGCUGACGUCGCCUGUGGGCCAUAAGGGUCGUGCCAUAGUCCAGCGCAUCUACAGCGCCGGGCGUUUUGAAGGGGAUCUGCGCUGGGCGAGACCACACUGAACGCAAAACUAGGAACCGAGUCUGGAGAAGUACAGACCGUUCGCCCAGAGUGGGUUUGUUUUUCCAUCGAAAAGCCAAUGUUGUCAAGUCAAACGAGCGCAAACUAUCUUCCUUUUCUUGGCAUGUUCUCAAUUCAUGCGUUCAAUCCCUACCGAACACAUCUUCUCUCGCGUCACUGUUCAUGCCUUAGCAAUGUCAAUAACCUUAGUGAAUGGCUUAAUUUCGUGAACCUCCUGUUUUAGACCGCUUAAGGUCUGUCUGUUAGGAUUGAGAUCUGGCAAGACUAUGGAUGGGGGGGGGGUCUUGGAAGCGAGCUUCUGUUUUGAAAGCUUGGGGAAGGACACGGCCAUCCUGGAGGAUGCACCACGAUGUCCCUGAUCAGUCGCAAGGUUAUCGCUUUCGCUAUUCCCCUGUGCUCUUUUGAUGUCAUCCUUUUAAGGGGGGAAAAACCAAAUCGUUGGGUGCAUGCAGAGACCCUCCGAUCGCAUCCCAUUAACCCUUUGUAUAAUUGCUGAGCGCCACUUCUGUGGCAGUUGACCGGUAUUCACCUACGCACGCAGCCUGUCGCCGCACUUGGAGGCGAGAUUUAUGUCUCCAGCCCGCACGCUCGCUGUGUCGACUUUUUCAAGCAUAUUCAAAUCCUGCUCUUCGGUGGCUGGAACUGAGUGAAGAAAUGGUCUGUGUAGAAUGACUGAAGCAGGCUCUGCUCUGUGCUUCUUUUUGGCAAUCGCGCAUCCAUUCUCAAUCUAAUCCAACUGUAGAACUUCCUGCAACGCCCUUACUCACCGUCGAACGAAAGCAGAGCCCAAAACCCACUAGAAGUGCCUUGAAAGAUGCGACGUGUCAGUAGUCCCUACCCCUGCUUUUCCUCACACACUAUGGUAUCUGACCGUUUAUCAAUGCUGCUCACGAAGUAUGGCGUGACAUGAAGUACAUGGCAUAGUCCACGUUCAUAACAGAUUUUUAUGAGCCCUGCACCGUGUCUUAAGCGUACAGAAAUGUAUGCUUUUCCUUACACGCAAGGUAUACUGCACGGAGAUUUGAAACCCUGGGCGCAAAUGAAACUGCAGGUCGGCUUCAACAUUGCACGGAAAUUGUAAAAUUUCCCUGAAAUCGAAAGAUACCCCUUCUUUAAUCGUAAAAUUGGAAGAAGACGUAAUUUUCUGCCAAAUGAGCAUAGAAAGAGCACUUCUGUGCAUGUUUCCUAUGAAAUAUAUUUUAGUUUAUAACGGCAUCGAAAAUCAAUGGGAAAAAUUCGUAUCACACAACUGGUCAUUUUUUCCUGAUUGUGGAUUUUGCGGGCGACCGAAAAUAUCCUGGAAUUAUUCUGCACGAUAAUCAAUAUUACGACCACACGUUAAUAUUUCUCUUUAAUUAAUACCGCAUUUCAAAAUUUUCGGAUGAGGAAAGGGCUUUUGUUCUGGAUCAUAAGUGCCUGCCUCCUUACGUUCGUUUGAAGGAACACAUUUUAUGGUCAAUAGUAUGUUCUCUUAACGACCUAGUGUUUCCUCAAAAGCGCACGCCUUCCGCAAGAUCGGUUUUUUCCACCUAGUACGCCAAUCUGCAAAACUUCUUUGGACAGCUAACAUCUUCAAAAAAUAGACGAAAGUAUUGCCGAUGGAAGCGAACAGGCGAGUUCCAGGAAGCAGUUCUGCGGAAGAAGAAUAUGCGAUCACUGGAACAGGAAGUUUAUUGGCCUGACGUUUCGGAUUCUCACUCGAAUCCCUCAUCAGAGACGGUUGCAGAUAAAGGUCGCCAUAUCGGUAUACUCCACCCCUGUGUUACCUUAAAAAGUAGUAUCCUUUCAUUAUUUUGCCAGAAAAACCAUUUUCCGCUCAAGAUAUCGCCCAGAACAUUAUAAACAUUGACUUCUUUAAAGUAACGUCGAAGAGUCUCUUCCGUACAUCGGGAGAAUUCGUCCAACUGUUCUUACGGGACGCUAUUAUGAGCAGUUUCUCGCACCAAAAAUUAAAACUCUAAUAACAGCGCACUCUUAUGACCGCUCGACCAUCGCCAGUGAGGACGUCCAACGUGUACCGCACGGAGCAGUGGACGCAGCACCGGUGUCUUACAAAUGAAUUAUCUUAUACACGACAGUUCGACCGUCGGUUUCGACGAUGUCAAACGUGUGGUCCACAGUAGGGGUGAGAGCAGGGAUGGCGACUUGUGCGCAAAUUUAGUUUAUAAUGAUAGUGGACUUGCACGGCACCUACCGCGCUCUCUCCUCCACCACCUGGGCCGGGUGUCAAGACAGAGUCAAGAAGACCGGAGGCAGGGGAGGACGCGGGUGGAUGGCGCGGUCGAGCCCGCACCUUGGUGUUCCACUCCACACUCCCUGGUCCACACAACAGAUAGCAGGAUUUUUGAUUCACAACAUGGCCCCUUUGGAGGGCACGAAUUACCUUAUAGUGAGACAGACUUACACACUACCUACCGCACUCUCGUCCCCCGCCUCCCCUCGUCCACCUGGCCCCGUUGGCAAGGCAGUAUCAAGAGAACCAGAGGUGGGGGCGAACGCGGUGGCUGACAAAGCCCAACGGUCCGUCUACGCGUGCUACACACCUACCGGUCCCCCAAUAUUGGCCUCAUUCUCUCUUCGCUCUCUGAGCCUGCCAACCAGCUGGUGACUGAAUUAGCCUUCGCCUUGCAACUACGCCACUCUAAGAAUCAUAUGAUCACUGCUCCCGAGCUUUCGUUACACGCAGCCUCUGAGACAGCCAAUCACAGACGCCCACGGCGCCUACUAUCACUCAAUCGAGCUGACGCCGACUGACUUUCACGUGACGCUUAUUUAGUCGCGCCUACGUCGCCCUACUGGACGGACGUGCGCGCGCGCGCAGGUCCAGUGCCGGCCGCGUCCGGGUGGCCUGACCAUCACCUGGCUUCUUUACUGAAAAUACACUCCUCCUACCGGGCUCUUUCCCUCUCUCCUCUAAAACGGAAUUGGACCGUGAUUCUUGUGGCGCUCUGAGUACACACACACACACCACUGAUUAGAUGUCACAAUGUUAGAAUGUGUGAACGGUUGUCGACCGUGAUACAAAAAGUUCGGCUUUGUGCCAUCUUCAUCAGUAAGAUGUGGAUGUCUGUGGUUAGGAUGCCCGGCCGAGGCCCUCGAGAGCUCACGAUCCUGGAGCUCAGGUCCAACUUCAUGCUCCAUCAAAACGGCUCACGCAACUCCUCUGGUGUAGACAAGGUGUGGUGACCGCCGAGGAACUAGGUGAAGGAACGUCUGCGCUAGGACAUGUUGAUUGUUGUCGGGGAUUGGAAUUACUGUAUCUUUCUUGGAGACUUCAAACGGUCACUUUACUUGUCGCUUUUAGGCAUGAUCCUCGACGCGACAGUGGUGAAAUCUGGCCUUAUCUGCCUAGACGUUAUCGAUAAAGGCUUCGUGGGUGUUAUGGCAGGCUUCGUUUAAUUCACUUUGACCCAAUUGCGAAAAACUUGGUGCCUCGGCGGGAUUCGAACCCACGAUUGCAAGGGGAGGCUUAAUUACAGCCACCGCUCUAGCCACCUGAACUACGAGGGCGCUCACCGAUCGUUCUUACGGAACUCACUCGUCCCGUUGUGCCUUUGGGCUCUCUCUCUCGAGCCCAACCAGUAGCCGCGCGCCGGCGCGUACUAUAGGCCCUAGGUGUUCCAUACUUCGAGGUUGGGUUUGACUGGCUGACGAUGACUAGUAAGUCAGAAAUGGCCUUUGCGUUUGUCAGUAGUGCUAUUCAGCCUAAUGGCUUCCUACAUCGCCGCAAACAUCUUUCGACCUGGUAUUCACAUGAUCGUUGUACGGCUAUCUACCUUGACUGCACUCUAGCCAGCUCACGGUUCCGUAACUGGGCUCAUGAUGGUCAACUGGCUCAACUGGUCAACUGUCGAUGCCAAGGGUCACGCCAACUUCUUUUUUGCACACGCUUGACGGUUCACCUCUCAUCCUUCCCCAAGAUUUCUCAUGCCAGGCGUCAUGUUACAAAAUUACGGCAAUUCAGUACAGCCGAGACUCUGUGCGCCUAAAUCCAGUCCCGCUUUGCAGUCUGAAUCGAAGAAGGCGGUAACAACUGAUCAUCAUUGAGAUCCUGAGUUCGCAAGGCCGCAACGAGGAUUCUGUGGCUCACACACAGCCUUUCUGCAUGACUGAAUCAGCUCAAGAAUCCUACAGUUGUCUAUCCAGUCAGUUCGAACUAGGUCGCACCACGAUAAUUCCCUCCGCCAACUCCGGAAAAUGACAGUAUAAAUUCGGUUAGAGAUGAUCAGAAAGACUACUGGGUUGAAGCGGCGACCCCCUGUGGAGCAGGCCUCAAACGCCAGUGGCACUCCAAACUGUCAUGUUAUUAGCCUACUCCGUGGUAUGUUCUCUGCACUGUGAGUGACGACUUUGCUGUUGACAACUCGGCAAGAUUAAGCGCUGACGUGAGCACUUCUAUGACUAACUCAUCACCUCUUUCUCCCCUCCAGCGUAUCUGAGAACCGUGCAUUGAAUGGAGUACACUCACUGCGUAUUGACUGAGACAGUCUGCACGCUUUGCGACUGCAUCGCCAGGAUAUCUGAGUGCGGCUAUCCGAGAAAGACGAUUAAGGUUGUUUUGGCAUGUUCCACCGGAGAAGUUCAGUGUCACUGCUGUUGGUCCGGCGCCAGGGGGGGGGUCAAUGUGGUCUGCUUAAAACCCCGCCCAACAUACUCCGUCCGAAAGUGGAAAUGGUUUUUGAGCAUUUUUGCUUGGUCUGCGUCACAGGAGAACCGGAAGAGAAGCUCAACUUCUCCAGUUCCACUGACGCAGAUCGUCACGCGUGGUCGGGUACAAUCCACGACAUAGUCGUGACCACCAUUUCAGUCAUAAGCAUAUCUGAACUCAAUACGAGUUAGUGCAUUUCACUUCCGCGAGGGAAGUACCACAAAAGACUCUUGUAGCAGACCGGGCAUGAUCACGCGUCUCGGGCAGUUUCUGUCUGCUUUUUCAGCGCUGAUAUGUUUUGUGUUAAGGGUACCUUGAAGAAGGAGACACGAUCGCUAGAACAAGAGAUUUAUUAGCCUGACGUUUCGGAUUCUCACUUGAAUCCAUCAUCAGAGGCAGCCAGAUAUGGGUAGCGUGGCUCCAUCUUCACGACUGUUUCCUGAAACUUGCCUCUUUGCUUCUAUUAAUCCCUCCUAUCGUUGUUGGGCAAUAAAUUGGUCCGCUUAACGCUGUUAACCCCCUAUUCUCCCGGCAGGUUCGACCAAAGCGCGCCGACUCUAGUCUUCUUAUCGUCCUGAAACUUGGUUAUUUUUUUACUCACCAGCCAUUGGUUGUAUGGGACGGCCUAUUUAAGGAAUGGUGUUAUGCAUAUCCUGGAUUCAAUGGUAAAUGUCCACAUCUGCAGCGGCCCGCGUGGAGUCAGACCCUGUUGAAUUUCAAACACCAAUCGCAUGCCGUCAGACCGAUACGGCUUAUAACCUUUUUCCAAUGCGGCUGAAGAGCCAGCCGGAGACCCAGCUGUUGUCAUUGUUAGGCGUCAUCGACCUCCAGAAAGUUAAAACAAACGGCGCGAACUCUAGUUCUCCAUUCGUCCAUAAACCCAAUUAAGUCGUGGCUCGCUGGCGAUUGGUUACGUGUCGCGGUUCGGUGGGGCUUCCUGUGUAUCGCGGAUUCGAUGGUGGAUGUCUUUGCACACACCCCCUACGACACACUGACUUUGCGACGCCGGAUGAAACCUUGUUGGCCUGUGGGCAACAUUCGCAUGGCGUAACGCCGAUACUGCUUAUGGCUUUUGUAAUGUAACCUAUUUGCCGGAACGGUAUUCAGCCACGCAUGAAGGCGUUACCUCUGCGUGAGACUACUGCUUACUCAUCAGAUUGGAGAGUCCGUUUGUCUGGCAGUUAAUCUUCGCUGAGGACUGUCUCACUGUCCACCACCUGCUUAUGCGCCCGUUAGGUUGUUGACCUCCUGUCCUCCCGGUAGUUUCCAAACGUAACUGGCACUCUGUUGUUUUGCGGGUUCUUGUUGAUCUUAAAGUGGGCAGGAAAUCAAAGCCACUGGGGGGGGGGGCACUAGCUAGUUUCUGUCGACCCCUAACUUCCCACCGCCGACUGGUCAACCACCGAUAAAUAUGUUGGUCUUUUUUUCUGUUUUUGCUUACUCAGACACUGGCUUAUCAUUCCUCCUUGCCCUAUCCCGCUUUGUUGCGUCAUGCUUUUAGGUUUCUCACUGGUCCGCGGGACCUCAUUGGCCUCUGUGCUGCCCACCUCCCAGUCCCUACGAUCUUCCUGCCCGGACAGUCGGAUGCGGGCCUCCAAGUUGUCGCCUACCGGGCACUCCGUAUGACCGUGUGCCUCCUACUUGACGGUAACUGCCAACAUCUUGUGAUGGGGGCAUGAAAAAUGGGCCAGUCAUACUCUUUAGGAUUCUAGGCUAGCUUAAAGACUCCUUUUUCUUUCCUGACCUGCUGAUCGGCCUGCGUCGCAUUAUACCGCUCAUUCUGCGGGUCUACUUAUUCUGUCGCAUGGCAGAAUACCGAAAAAGGUAGUGGGGACUUGGGUGGCCAUUUCUGACUUGGUAGACAUGAUCAGCUGGCCGCAACCAACUCAGGGUCUGCUGGACUUGAGAUCUGAAGUCGAUUUCUUCGGUCAUUAAGCGUUUUAAAGUCAAACGCUCUAACAUCGUGCCAUGGACCCCUUGUCCUGUUGGUGGAAUUGGGAAUACAUACUAAGGGCUGAGGACGUUAACCGAUCAAGUUAGGUGACGUAAUCGUACCGUUACGUCUUGGUGCUGAAUAUGGAGCAGUAUAUUACGUCGCUGCCUUCCCGCGUCUGUCUACGCAUUCUGCACGGUUCUAGAGUGGUUACUGAAAGGGAGCCAAUUCCACCCCGUUGGGGACACUCGGAUAAUUAAAAAAAAUCCAGACUAAGUGAAAAACCGUUAGACAUUUCAGUCUCCUGAAUUGCCUCUAUCAAUCACCCCCUCCUUCCUCCUCCACAUGAGCCCGGUGGCAAGACACAGUCAAGAAAGCCAGAGGGGGAAAGGGCGUAGUGGCUGACAAAGCUAGGCAGCACUUCGACGCGUUCCGUACACGAUGGACUAAGAUUUCUCUUAAGCAUUGAGAGGACGUGUAGCGGCCAACUAUCAUGACCGGUCCGGCGUCAUUGUUCAAGACCUCGCUGUCUCAAGGUCAUUCAUCCCUUGCAGCGAGCCGUCCCAGACGAGCUGACCUGAAGCCACUCGAUCGACUUCAGCUCAUACACAAUUGCGUCCACACAGCGUCGCGGCUACCCAUGCGCCAUUUGAACGCGCCUGCUCCCGCAACCCUCAAAACAAGCCACUGGGACACCACCCCUCGGCAAAUGCAACACACACUGACUGGACACCACUUGAGCUUAGCCCACGAGCCUACAAAACUGUCUGCCGCUACUGUCCCAAUGACUCUCAGGCCUGACUAGACGCAGUCUACACCAGUCGCUAGUGACCACCGCCGCCUGAGAGGACAACUCCGGGUUCUGUGCACAGUAAAACCUCGCAUUCUGGUGCCUUCCUUCUCCUUCCAAUCUAGGAUUUGCCCUGAUAAUUGUAACUCAUAGACCACACAUUCUCACUGCUGUGUCGCUACAGACGUCCCGGAUCCAAACCGAUUGCGCGUGCCAUGAAGGCCACAGUAAGAACCAUUGCAGACUGACUCUCUGUCCUGAGGAGGGGACCGAGCUAUUCCAUCAAUUGGCAGUCUAACGGCGCUUAACGCAGCGGGACAGAGUCAAGCGCUUCAGAUAGUUUAUAGGCGCUGAAUGCCAGGAGAACAGUCCUCAGAGUCAACCUCACUAGCUCUCUUCUCACCUAGACACUUGUCCAUUGCCUGGGCCGGUCAGGUGCGGGAUUCGAUGCAAUGGCUGACUGAGCUGAAAACGGCCUGUCUGCGCGUGCCACACACAGCCCCCGUAACAAAGAGGCGGGUGUCUCGUUUCUCACAUGCGUGAGAGUGCCAUAUACAGUAAGUGGGCUAACUCAUGAAAUGUCGGCCGAAAUUUCGAAAUGCGUUCCCGUUUCGAAAGGGUUGUAAAACUAAUCAUCACGCAGUAUCACUCUAUAAUAAUUCGGUUACCUCAGGGUGCUGGCUUUCGAAUGAACUUCUUUAUGACUGCAUGCGAAAAUUACACUGUAAAAAAUGACUACUUAAGUAGCAUGCAAUUUUCUUAUUGAUUUUCGAUGCCCUUAAAAAUUCAAUUAUGUUUCAUGGAAAACAUGCAUAAAAAUAUCCAUCCUUCUUCCAAAUUUAUACCCGAAAAAGAAGUAUAUUUCGGCUUUAAAAUGUUUCUAAUUGUAAGAUAUUUUAAUAUAGUGAAAUGGCCGUUCAUAAAACGUCAUGUCUCUGCAUUUACUAAUGUGGCUUGUAAAGUCAACAAUAUGGUUCAAAUCCACUGCUCAAUUUUAUGAGCCCCACACGGUCUUCUCUUAAUACCGUAUAGAAAUGUAUGGUUUCCCAUACCCAGAAAAUAUACGACUUGUAGUUUUGAAACCCCGAAUGCAAUUGUAACGGCAGGUCGGGUUCAAAAUUAUUCGGGAAUUGGAAAAGUUUUUGAAAACCGAUUCAUACCCUCCUUUCGAGUAUAAAAUUGGAAAAAGACGUAAUUUUCUACCGAAAGCGUGAAAGAAUGAAUAUUUUUAUGCAUCUUUUCUAUGAAAUAUAAUUGAAUUUUUAAGGACAUCGAAAAUCACUGAGAAAAUUGCAUGCUACUUAAGUAGUCAUUUUUUGCAGAGUAUAGCCCUUGCCUUCAGUCGGGAAGAAGUUCAUUCGAAAGCCGGCACCCUAAGGUAACUGGAUUAUUGUAGAAUUAUGCUGCAAGAUGAUUAGUUUUACAACUCUACUUAAGUAAUCUUUUCAAAAUGAAAACGAAUUUCGAAAUUUCGGUUGACAUUUCAUGAGUUAGCCCACCUACUGUAGGUCACAUUAAGACGGAGCCAUUGCAGCCUGAAUCUCAGUCCACCAUUUGGCCACCCACGAAAACAAAUGGCGCUGCAAAGAUUGUGGUGGCCUAAAAACUGAAGUGUUCAGGAAGGCGAGAAAUACGACGCAAGUACGGAGAUUCGGCUGCAACCACCCAAUUAACCACAAACGCAACCGCGUAAAGGCGCCGUAUUGGCGUGUUGAGACGCAUUACAGUGUUCCGGAAGGUAGGGUUACUGAAUGAGGAUGUCUUCGACGAGGGCUCAAAGCGAAUGCUUACCCGCACAACUUCGUUAACCGGCGCAUGCGCAAACGGUACGAGAGACCCAAUCCAACUGGCCUUUAUAAUUUUGGCGAGCACUCACAUACGUGAAGGUCGUCUCGGAAACCGUCGGCUGCCUGCUCACUCCACUUGGAUGUGGAGUUGCACACAGACCAGAGGUAACUAUCAAGUGACAAGUCGUGAGGCCGAAAGACGCACUGCCAGGUAAGGAAACGCCCGGACGCGUUUUCCGUAUCUGGUGCAGUUUCUGACAAAACAACUACUUUGGUUGGAGAAACUAGGCGAUUGCUCUGGACGCGAAUGUCCAAUCACGCAGCAGCAGUGAGGAGGAACGAUACUCAUUUUCAAGUCGCAGCUCAUUCGACGGGACCGGACCGCAUCUUCAAGUUUGAUGAGGCCGAAAUUCUCGCGAGGGGCAACAACCGCAUGAGCCGCUUGCUGUUGGAGUCAUGAUUCUCCGGUCCUAAGUCUGUUCAAAUGCCCAACAACGUCCCAAUCCCGCAUUCUGUACUGAGACUUUGUUUGGGCAGAGUCAUUAGCCACGAGGGAAGGCGCAGAUGACCGACUGUCCCAGUGACAGUGAGCCAAAUGGCCGAUUCAUCAACAGCCAAAAAUCAAAAACGGUGGUGAAAUCACGACGAUGCAUGAUUGGGGUGUGGACUAACAAGCGAUCAUCACAUCAACUUUGACGCUCCAGCGAUGCUAAUCUCGCUAGGCAUGUGGUUGCACGGCAAUUGCGUCCGCCACUUACUUCACUCCUUGUGCUCCCACUAUCCUUACCUGCAACUGUCUCAGAUGAUGGGCUCGGACAAGACGUCAGGUCAAUAAACCUCUUGUUCCAGCGAUCGCAUCUUCGUCUUCUAAGCUGCCUCACAGAACUCACCUCUUCACUUCCAUCGGCACAGUUGAAGUCAACCCGUUUGCGCGUACCACGCACUCACACGCAGUACAUGGCUGCAAGACACCACACCAGCAUUCCACACGAAGGGCUACCGACAAAAAUAAGAUCACUAGAAUGACCGCAUCAGACCUAUUUCAUGUCUCCUUUGCCAAUAACCUUUCUAGUCGCGAGGCGGUCAUUUGUGUGGGUCCUCUACCAGAACAAAACGCAAUUGCGCCGUAUUCCGUGCCACAGGCAAAAUAGAUCGGUAAACACCAUCUCUCUUUAGAGCACACCAAACUGGCAGACGCGUAAUUUAUUCUAGCUUUCUCUCUAUCUCCCUCCCUCUUUCUCUCCCUCCCCCUUCUCUCUCUCUACCGACUUUCUAAAACUGUACAUUGUCUGGCGUAUGUGCGCCGGGCUAUCAUCUGGCAUCAGUGGGUUCUUAGACACUCCACCUGCACAGUAAAAGGAAUGCCGUACCCGCACAGGUCGAUGAGCCGCCUAGUGGUAUGACCUUGUGGCAACUUUAGUACCCUGUCUGUAGCUUUUUUUCUGGACCUAGGGAGGCGCCAGGUCGUGAAAUUGCUGUUUUAAAGUGCCCUCGUAAGCUUGCUUGUCCUCCCUUCAAUUGAUGUUCACUUUUGUCUGACGGCGAAUUAGGCAGUCGGGAGCUACCAAUGGAGUUCUUUCAGAGCUUUGAUGCCACCUUUGGUAUCCCAAUCACCGCCCUCGCGGUUAACUUGGCCCUCUCCUCUUCCUCCGCCUCCUCCACCUCCUGUGUGGUUGGUUCUGACGUCAGGUAGCAAAUUUCGGACUCUCUAAAAUGAAUUGUAUUAUUUCAAGCACCUACGUACCCUUUUUUACUUUAUGCCACUGCAUAAUUGCGUGUGUCGCUCGCGUAGUAGAUAACAGUCAGCUGUAUAUGACUUAGCCGGAUAAAAUAGCCCGAUUACUCUGGUCCUCUUCUCGUUGUCUUCUGUUUAAAAGUCGCCUUCUGCUAAAUUUGCCAGUUCUCUUUUAACUUCACGCAAAGUUUGGCCGGAUUGGUGUCCCACGAGUGCUGAGAGACCCUUUCGUUUGACAUUCGUAAAACACACACUUUUGAAGAACUUCUUGCUGCCUAUUUUUAUUCCCAAACGAUCCGAGCUACUGUGUCUCCUACAUCAACUUUCUGAAGGCGUUACAAGAUGGCUAUCUAGUUUUUUUUCUGCCGUCCCGGUCGACGGACCUCUUGUUUCUGGUGCCAAUGCCUUCACCGAUCAGGUUAAUGGGCAAAGCUCGUCCCGUUGCGCCCUGAGGUCCAAUCCGGAGCCCUCAGAAGUAUUCGCUCCUCUGCGAUCAGUUGUAUAUGCAUGGCGAGUGUACCGACAAAGACAAGGCAGACUGAGAUGGCAAUUUCUGGCUUAUCGGUCAUCGUCAGACAGCCAUGCCGAAUCCCAGGCCUGAAGUACCUGCGGAUCAAACCCUCAUUCUUUGUUCAGCGGGCUUUAUUAACGUUCUUUACCACUGAUCUACGUGCCCGUUGUCCUUUCGACUAAGAUCGGGAAUACUAUGUUGAAGGGGCAUUCACCAAUCAGGUUACAGGGCGUGAUUGUCCCGUUUUGUCUUAUGGCUUAAUUCAAAGCCGUCAGUGGCAGUCGCACAGCGACCAGUAAUGCAGAAGGAGAGGGAGAGUGAGAUUGUCAUUUCUGGCCGUCGUCAGCCCUAUUGUCGGUCGACCUUAGUCGCCUGCGUCUAGUUAGGUGCAAGCUCUCUUUGGAGGGAGCGGGGAUACUGGUAGCCAAUGCGCGCCACUUGCAAUUUAUCCAACUGUCCCCUGCGGGAACACUUAUAUGUCGCCUCAUCUGAUCCGCGAGCCAUCUGUCCUGUGACUGAGCCUCCCAACACCCGAGAUAGUUUGGCUAGAAACCACCGAGUCUGGCUUUAGUGGGUCGUUUGGCAGUUGGCACUUGUGACGCUAAAGUACAUAAACUCUCACAGCCUCGAGCGAGUGCGCCGGCGACGUAGUGUGCACUGUCGCGCUGUCAGUGACUCACCGUCUCAAUGCCGGAUUGCCAUUGAGUUACUAAAAACUGAAACGUUUCGUCUCGGAAUAUUCUCGGGCUCUAUUUGUAUGUGUCCUCCCCCUGUUACAGGUGACUUUGUCCUAAGUUCCGGAAGAGGUCAGAGUUGGGGUUGCGGCUGUGCCCAUACCCAAUCUAGCCAGCCUCGAUGAUGAUGUACCGUCCCAGGCAGUAGCGGCUCGACUCAUUCUCUUCUCCAGCGAUGGAGACGAAAUACCGGAGAUACAAGAACCACUUCCAUGUCUUGAUGAACCGUGUCAAGCCAGGUCGUGAGUUGGUCUGCUCUUCGACGUCUCCGGAUCGAGGACAGUGGCACUGACCUCAUGGGGUUGGCGGCGGAGAACGUGUCCUAAUCAGCUCAGUAGUCUCUCUUAGGUGGUCCGAGUUGCCCUCGUGAUAUUGUCUCAUUGAGUGCGGACUGUCUCGUCUACGACAAAGUGAGUAUACUUUAAUCGGAGGAUGGUCCUCAGGCAACGAUGGUCAAAGGCCUCUAGUCUUCGCUCAUCUAAGCGCAAGGCCCAGCAUCCACGGACGGAUGCGUGACACACGCGGAUCUUUAUGGCGAUGCAGAUGUCGCGCGUCAGAUCCAUAGGCACUUUCUUAGGAUUAGAACAACUCUGCGUGCAGCAGCGAUUCGGAAGACAAUGUCGCCCUUACUCCGCUCAUGGGACUGCAACUUCCCUCGAGGUAUUUUGAACUGUCUACUUCUUCUAGUUGACGGCUAUGAAUCCCGGGGGUUGCUCUCUGGUCAGGAAUGCAGCUCGAAAGCAAUCUGGUCCUCCCCAUCGUUUAUGGAUACACCGAACGACGUAGUGACUUAAUUCACCUGUGACAUCACAGGCUGUAAAUCGCUGGCAAGACGAUAUCGUCAACGUAGUCGAGAUCAGUCAGUCGGCGUCCGGGCGCGAACUCCACGCCUUCCGAGAAUUCAGUCCGUGGUGUAGUUGAACAGAACAGGCGAUGGGAUGCAACCUUAUCGAACACCAGAUCGUACAUCGAACGUUUGGGAUGGAUUGUUAUGGACGGCAAUUCUCGCACUGGUGGAGUGGUAGUAAGGCUUGGUCAUGGCGAUGAUUUUGAAUAGCACACCAUCUAAUUCUAUUGUUCGCCACAGGGACUCACGAUGAACAGGAUCGAAUGCGGCAGCAAAGUCAACAAAGCAGACGGCCGUCGGUUGCUGGUAGCUAUGGCGGCAUUCGAAAAUGCACGUCCGUGUCAAUACCUGGUCCGUACACCAAUUUCCAGUUCGGAAUCCGACUUGGUUGCGCCUCGUCCUAGAAUCACGCACAAGCUUGAAUGUCCUGAGAAAGGCACCAGUGAAGACCUUCGCACCACGUUGAUGAGACCUAUGCCCUAUUGAGUAGUCCAGCUCACAUACUAUUCGCCCGCACUACUAGACCGGGCUUGCGGAGCCCGUCAGUUCAGGCGGAGGCUGUAGCAUGGAUCGUAAUACUGUAUUCGGACACAUUUUCAUGAGGUUUCUUGAAAAAUGCGGGUACGGGCGGGUCUCCAACAUCCGCGCGGAUUGUUUCUUUGAAGUUGUCUCGUCUAGCGUUUUGACUCUAAAGCCUAACCACAAGGUAGCGGUGGCAAGCGAAUUCACUUAAGGGCGGAUCACGGUCACGAUAUCGCAUUUCCUCCAUCGGCCUCUGUGCCUAUUUAUAAAGCAACCGGUGAGCCAUACAGUAAGUGACCGAUCUCAUAGAAUGUUGGCCGGAAUUCGGAAAUGCGUUUUCUAGUUGAAAGGAUUACUUAGGUGAGGUUGUUAUAUCGACCAUCAUGUGGUGUAAUAGUUGGGAGUCGCCAGGAUAUCGGCUUUAGAAUGCACUUCUUUUCGACCUCCUGGAGAAACAACACUCGGUAAAAAAUGACUCCGCAACCCUGGUCUAGUAGUGCGGACGAAUAGUAUGCGAGCUGGACUACUCAAUCGGGAACGGACUCUUGGUAUUAGAUGCCAGAAUUUGCCAACGCUUCUGCACCCUGGUACCCAAAGUGUCACGGCGCGCAGUCGGCUGCCUGUCUGAAGCCAGAAUAUGCGACUCAUGCGUUAGGGAAAUAAUGAUCCCCGGAGUUUACUCUCACAUCACCCUGUACUGAUGCGGAUCAUUCGACUCUUCUUGGAGACAGGGCGUGCUUAUCGCCCUCUCGGAACAAACAAAACGUGCACUGGUAGAGGGGCGCUCACCGAUCUUUCUUACGGAACUCACUCGUUCUGUUGUGCCUUACGCGCUCUCUUUCGAGCCCAACCAGCAGCCGCACAGCGGCGUAUGAUAUAGGCAGAAUGGCACUACCGACAAAGACAAAGUAGACUGGAAUGGCCAUUACUGGCUUAUUAGCCGUCCACAGCCAGUCAUACCCAACCCCCAAGCGUGGAACACCUGGUCGGGGAAUCGAGCCCCAGGCGUUCCACAUUUCGAGGUUGGGUAUGAUUGGCUGACGACGGCUAACAAGCCAGAAAUGGCCAUUUCAGUCUCCCUUGUCUUUUUCAGUAACACCAUUCUGCCUAAAACGUGCACUACUUGAAUGGGAACCAGUCAACGACCAGAUGGCUUAUGUGUGACUGAAGGGUCAUUUUAUGGACAUCUAUGUUGUCUUCGUGUAUGCACCUGUUUUCGAGCGCAAAAUGUGAUCUCGGCUUGAUUGCCUGCGAAAUGAGCAGAAGAAAGCAUAUUUUUGCAUAUUUUCUACCUCUGUCACUGUACGUCAGCCCUCCGUACCCUGGUAGUAUUGUCGCUGCUGGUCCACGACUGCUUAUUCGCCAAACCGGAUAACCUUCACGUUUGGCGGCUAGCCUUAGUUGGGCUUAUGACGGUUAUUGUUGGUGUCAGCACUAGGAGGGUUAGGGUUAACGUUAAGACGCGGGAGUGAGAACUCCACUAGAAUUUAGCGCAAGGUCACCCGCAGUGCAGCGGGAUGUCCAUAAAACCGUGUCCGACCGCGUCUUUUUCCAUCCUUCGGGUCUUUUCUAGUAGAAGUUGAACUUCCUGCUGCCGCCGUGUUGAGACACAUGGCAGUCUCCCUUUUUGCGGCGUGAUAAACCUUUGAGACUGUGCGCUCUUUGCAGAAUUCCAUCUCAAUCACAUUAUAAAAUGGGGAUUGGCGCAUUUGCUGCUGUUAGGUAAUCCAUUUGUGAGCUCUCUUGCGGCACUCGACAUCUUGUUUAAAGCCUCGCGGUAAUGGCAAUUUGUCUUAACAUCGCCUGAAAAUGUUUAGGCUUUGUUUGCCUAGUUACUUUAUUUGGUGAGCUUAUUUUGAAUACUUAUCUGUCGCCUAUGGUCUGCCGUCCCAGGUUAGGGUUCGGAUACCAAACUUUACGACAUCUACAUUCCUUUGCCGGUCCCGCCGUUCGGUAUCAAAGGGCACUUGCUUAAGGACUUCUCUGGGGCUGACUUUUAGUGUUGCAUUUGUGAAAAACCGCUAUGUCGGUAAUAACAUACUGCCUAUAUCAUGCGCCGCUGUGCGGCUGCCGGUUGUGCUCGGGAGAGAGCCCAUAAGGCACAACAGAACGAGUGAGUUCCGUAAGAACGAUCAGUGAGCACCCCCUACCAUUGCUACGUGACAGUUUUUUAAGCCAAAGCUCUGCUUUACGAUUGCAGUUCCUGGAGCAAAUUACCAAUUAACGUUGAUCUGCGUGCUGUCUGGCUGUGCCCUAUUAAUUAAUAUUUAUAAGUGAAUACUACUCUAAAGUCAUUAGUAGACGUUUAUUUUAAGUCUAACUCGACAUCGCUUUCUUGUUUUUAAAUCAGUAUGGGACUUUCAUCGUCGUGUGGUCCUCCUCGAAAGUCCAGUGCCGUGACCCUCACACACACACCCCCUUCCCCCGUCCCAACUGCGGCGUCCCGCUCAACCCGUGGACUGUCCCCCGCCAAGGCAGAACGCAGCUUAAGUCCAUCUCAGCGCGCUGUCCUUUCAACCACAUCCUCCGCACCUCCCACCUCUACGUCCGCCUCGACACAAAACGUCAACGGGUCAUUUAUCUGCUGGGAUCCGGACACCUAUGCGGUCUACAGUAGUCUGCAUACAGUGCAUUUUAUCGGAGAUGGUGGAUGGCGCGCACUUCCGGCGGCUGUUCCCCUUCUCUCACUAAUCGCUUCUCUGCGGGAGGACACUUUUGCAUGGUAUUUCCCCUUUUAUAUGCUUUCGUUCGAAAAAUGACGUCUACCCGGCAAAAUAUGGGCAUGUGGCCAAACUUUUGGUUAUCCAACCGUUUGUUCGUUAGGAAGAUUUAGAAGCAAAUUAUGUUGUUCGUGCCCCCGAAAAACUGUUACAUUGGCAGGUUUUGUUGUUAUGCAACACCUUACUCUAAGCUUUUUUCUCGAAAAUUUUUCAAGUUAACCUAACACCUAGCCUUCAAACUAGUGUUUUCGCAUGGCAAUCCACGAUACACUGUGACAUUUACUGUUUCAAGGGAGUCCCUUCCAGUCGUACCUGACUUCUCCUGUCUGAACUGCCUUAUCACGACGAACUGAAAGUCGGGGCCUGGGAGAUCCCCAACUGACGAAAUAGCUCUGUCCUUCUUUGGACUGCAUUGGCUCUUAGUGUGGCCUUUAUGGCUUUUUAUGCCUGUGAGAUCCACGCCGCUUUCACAGUAGCCACGCGUCUGGACACUGUCUUGCCAUUCGAGCAAGAUGGAGUAGGGAAGUUAAAGUGUGGUAGAGGCUGCACACAGGUCUUCCUCACCACACAUUAAAUCACACGCAGGUCACCUAUCCCGCGCUCAGCCCGUGGUGGACAUCGUCGUUUGUCGCAGUCGAACUGUAGGAUGUGUAUAGCCGUCAACUUCGCACUCCUCUCCAGAACCUCGUUUACCCCCCUCCACGGUACCCCCGUCACUCACUUGGCGCCCGGUAAAGCACUGAAGAGGGGGGGGGGGUGGUCAGCUGACACUUGGCAGAUGACGGCCUCAUGCGCCCUUCAUCAAGCACCUCUUAAGCCAUACAUUCAUUCCGCAGGCACUGACUUUCGGUGGGCGAGUCUUAUGCCUGUGUUGACACACAGUAAGUGCGCCUUCCCAUGAGAUGCCGACUGAAAUUUUGGAAUGUUUUUCUUCGACUACAGAGGAUUAUUUACGUAGAGCUGUCAUAUUCUUACAUCAUGCAGGACAAUCCCAGAAUAUUUCAUUCACGUCAGGGUGUCGUUUUUUAAUGUACAUCCUUUCGGCCACCUGCAAAAAUUGCACUGUAAAAAUGGACUGUGGGUCAAUCUUUAGUUGCUCUUAAUGUGGUCUUUAUGGCAUUUCACGCCUGCGCGAUCCACCGCGCCCUUACAGUGGUCUACUAUGUGUGUUGAGGACUACUUGCAUGAGACGUUUAGGCAGACUCAUUGAAUAUUAAGCUGAAUGAGUGAGAGGUGGCAUUCUUCCCACGCUAACUCACAUAUCGAUCCAGGCAGACAGGAUGUCACUGUCAGUCCACUCGAUUCCAUUCUGCGCUAUCACAGCUGGUUGGGAAUCAUUCAAUCAGUAGACGCAGUGUGCACCCUUAACCAAGGCAUAAGAGUUCUCCUCGCGGUUAGGACCUUGUUGAGUCCCACAACUGUCCGUCGCCAGUUGCUAUGCGAUGCUCAAGACCUCCUGGAUUGGUAGUCAAUGAACGGGUUUUGCUGAACCAAUCAUUAUACGUACAGUAGGCGGGCUAACUCAUGAAAUGUCAACCGAAAUUCAGAAAUUCGCUUUCGUUUCAGAAAGAUUAAUUAAGUAGGGUUGUAAAACUAGUCAUCAUUCAGCAUACUUCUAUAAUGAUCCAGUUGCCUCAGGGUAACGGCUAUGGAAUGAACUUAUUUUCGACUGCAUGCAAGAACUGUACUCUGCAAAAAAUGACUACUUAAGUAGCAUGCAUUCGUCUCGUUGAUUUUCAAUGACCUUAAGAAUUCCAUCAUAUUUCAUGGAAAACAUGCACAAACAUAUUCAUUGUUUUCUUAUUCGGCAGAAAAUUACUUCUUCUUCCAACCUUAUCCUCGAAGGAAGGGUAUAAUUCUGUUUUCAAAAACUUCCACUUCCCGAAUAAUUUUGAACCCGACCUGCCUUUACACUUGCAUUCAGGGUUUUCAAACUACAAGCCAUAUAUUUUCCGCGUACGGAAAACCAUGCAAUUCUCUACGGUAUUCGCAGGAGACACAGUGGGAUUCAUAAAAUUUAGCAGUGGAUUUGAGCAAUAUUGUAGACUUAACAAGCCACAUUAGUAAAUGCAGAGACACGGUGUUUUAUGAACAGGCAUUUCACGGUAUUAAAAAAAUCUCAUAAUUAGAAACUUUUUUUAAAACCGAAUUAUACCCAUGCUUCGAAUAUCAACGUGGAAAAAACGUAAGUUCCUACCGAAUGAGCCAAAGAAUGGGUAUUUUCAUGCAUGUUUUUCAUGAAAUAUAAUUGGAUGAUUAUUUAUUUCGGUUGACAUCUCGUGAGUUAGUCCACCUUCUGUACAUCAGUGCACCGUGUUCCUGGUCACCGGCGUCAUGCGCAGGCCUGUCCUGGUUGGUCAGCCUGCUGAAGCAGCACGUGGACCCUAGACACCUUCCCGACUGCAGGCGCCGGCGAUUCACCUACCAGCGGGUGCAUGCCGACUCGCACGUGGCGUCCUCGCGUCGUGCAUAAAAACCAACUACUGGGCACUCGUUACCUUCUGAGCCGCCUGCACAGAUAUCAUUGACAUUGAUGACAGUAAAUAGGCCGGAAACGGUUAUUGCAGCAUCCCCCUCCUCCGCCCGGGUUUUGGUAAUCUCGCGAUAAGUUGCUGUGUUAGUCGCAAUUCCACCGCCUGCAUAACUGUUGACCGCACACCCCAGUCCCAUCCCAGCCUUUCGUUUGCAGCUAGCAUCCGCGCCAGGGCAGGGCAUGAGUCAUGCAGUCACCUUUGCUGCCUUAGUGAGACCACGGUCCGGUUUCGCAUCGCUGCUAAUGCUGCGCCCUUACUCGCCCGCCUGGAAUCGACUGCCCCACGCCGUUGGCCGGCGGCCAACUCGCGUUGGCAGUUCUCUACUGGACCAGCGCCUGUCACUGGUAUGUCCCACCACCACCAGCACCACAUGACUGAACUCGACCUUCGAAUUUUAGCGGUUAGGGCGUGCCUUGCCGGCGCAAGAUUGUCAGCUCGAAGACUAGGUGGAGCGCACUAGGGAUGGUUUGAUGCACGCGACUGCCACGUAACAGAAAGUAGCCUCGAUACGACAUGCUCCUCCGGCUUCCCCGAAUUCCUCCCUCCCCCCGUGUUUUCUUCUCCACCUCUUUUCAUUUUCUUGACCAUCUCAGUAUGCAUUCUGAUUUCCAACCCAACUUUCAGCCUACAGAGUCGCAAUUUCGAUGCUCUCUUGAAAGUCGAACCAGAUACGUGGAUCCUCUGUCGACGGCUAAACCGCCGCGAAAUGUACAUUGUAUUCACUGGCAAGAAAAUGGAUCUUGGUCGGGUGUUGGGUAUGUUCUUGUGUAUUUGUAACUGUCUUUCCCUCCUCUCUGAAUUUAUCAUUUUCUCCAGGCCUUAUGACAGAGACCUAUUCGUUUUUUUUGCGGUAGCCGUAUGCGCCAUGUACAUGAAAUCUCAACAGAAAUUCCGAAAUGCGUUUUCGUUUCAAAAAGAUAAAUUAAGUAGGGUUGUAAAACCAAUCAUUGUGCAGCAUAAUUCUAUAAUAGUUCAUUUACCCCAAGACGCCGGCUUUCGAACAAACGUCUUUCCGGCUACAUCCAAAAACCACACUCCGCAAAAAUGACUACUGACGUAGCAUGCAUUUUUUCAUUGAUUUUCGAUGCCCUUAAAGAUUCAGUUGUAUUUCAUAGAAGCCAUACAUAAAAAUGUUCAUUUUUUGCUGAUUCAGUAGAAAAGUGCGUCUUCUUUCAAUUUUAUACUCGAAGGAAGGGUAUAAUUUGGUUUUAUAAAACUUUUCCAAUUCCCGAAUAAUUUGGAACCCGGUCUGCCGUUAUACUUGCAUUCAGGGUUUCCAAAUUACAAGCCGUAUAAUUUCCGCGUACGGAAAACCAUACACGGGCUUCAUAAAAUUAAGCAGUGGAUUUGAACCACAUUGUUAACUUUACAAUCCACAUUGGUAAAUGCAGAGGCAUGGCGCUUUAUGAAGGGCCAUUUCACGGUAUUAAAAAAAUCUCCCAAUUAGAAAAUUUUUAAAAACCGAAUUUUACCCUUCCUUCGAGUAUAGAAUUGAAAGAAGACGUAAUUUUUACUGAAUCAGCAAAAGAAUGAAUAUUUUAUGCAUGCUUUAUAUGAAAUAUAAUCGAAUCUUUAAGGGCAUCGAAAAUCAAUGAAAAAAUACAUGCUACAUCAGUAGUCAUUUUUUACGGAGUGUGGUUUUUGGAUGCAGCCCGAAGACGUUUGCCUGUCCCCUUCUAUGUAGACCUGAGCACACGGCCACCUGUGUAGGCGCUGUUUAUUUUGCCUAAUCUGAAAAGCCGUCGGGCGUAAGUGCUGGUGUUUCUAUGCUGGGAUUGUUGGUGUGAAUUUGACGGCGCAUCUAGACCGGACUUGAGCCAGAGCAAAGCAUAUUUGUGGGGCUAGCGAAUUUGCAAUUGGUGACUGCGCCCUAACCCAUCCGCAGUCGUCUUAGUCUUGUCCUAAGAGGUUACAGUGAGGUCGGCGCUGUGCAAGUCACCGCCACAUAUAUUACGGGGAUUUUGCGAGUUACCACCGCUCCAUCAGGAUAGUCAUAAUGCCUCGCCGACUGUAGUAAACAAACUACAAGCUACAUCCUGCGUACUUCAUACCCGAACGUGGACCUUUUUGUUGUCCGGGCCUCGAAUAACCGUCGGUCGGUGCGCCGUAUUGUCCGUCCACGCCUGCUACACUCACCAACCAGAUACACCACAGUCUCAGAGUCCAGUUUAUGUGACUUCAGGGGUAAACAUUAGACACAACUCCGGUUUACCAUGCAAGCUGAUUGCUGUCCUUGGACUUUUUAUUUAAUUUAUGUCCAUUUUGCAUAAACUACUGCUUCCGGGGCUUAAGUCGUCGGAGAUGAGGAAGGCCAUUUCUCUUCAGUCGUUUCUCUUAUCACAGGUCUCACCCGGACCCGCUUUAUUAGUUGUCUUGUGCACAUGUGACACCGAAUCUAAUUAUCUUACGGGACGACUGCAGUCUCCCACUUUGCCAUCGAGAAUUUCGGUUCGAAGUCCGCUCAGACCUGAUCAUAGUGUAAGGCUUAUAGUCUCACUAGUUGUCUUGCGAGAUGACUGGUGUCUCGUAAUUGUGCGUAUAACUGUACGUCUCCUCUGGACCUUGUAGCCCUUGAAGCAACUGGUCGGAGAAGGAUACCGGCUUUGUCCGAAACUGAUAACCAACGUCGCCACGAUGACACCCACACUAGUCAUUUGCUAACCACUUACAUCCUUUCAGAGAGUAGUCCUGUAUAAGGAACAACCAUGAGGACUUUUACUCCUGAUGGAUGCUUCCUCGACCAGAUAUGAGCCAUGAUACAUGAACAGAGAAUGAUGGUCGCCUGGUUCCCUAGUUUCGGCUGACAGAAGAACCUUUUGGAAAUUCCUUUCGUACCUGCUCCUGUACUUGAUGAGAACACAUCAGUGAGCCCACAUUAACGACUCGAAAUAUGACUAUAUUUGACCGCCGUCAAGGCUGCAUUCUCCCCCUCCAGCCCUCCGUUUAUAUGCGAUAAGCGCUGCUCUGUCAAUCCGUGACAUGAAGAUCUUAAGGACUGCCAGAUGGGGAACAAUCCUUCGUCUUGAGCCUUGCCUCCGCCGACAGCAUUGCUCUAUGUGGAAAUGUCUCCUGAGGAAUGCACUGUCUCUUAUCUCCGUCGAUUAACCUACGACCGUAUUGUGUAUUCUCCCGCUACAGUAGUUAGAGUUCCGAGACCGUUAUACUUCUGGCAUGUUUCAGUUUCUCUGCCUGAUGCUGUUGUGUCUUAAACAUGAAAUUUCAGUCCCGACUGAGCUUAGUUCUCGUCAGUGACCUCUGUCAUCCGCACCGGACGGUCCGGUUGCGCGCUCCGCUGACGAGUUCGAACUCAUCUGCGACACUGCUUCUGCGAGCUUCAGUCUGAUUUCUACCACCACCAUUUGGCCAAUUAUUAGAAAAGGCGUCAGGUGGGAGAAGGUGAGGUUGAACACAUUGGUUUGCAAUAUUUGGAACUGAAGAGCCAACCGCAGAUUCGGCCGUUGUCAUUGACUAGCAGGAAAUUGUUGCUCUCAGCGACAUUGACCAUCAGAAAAUUGAAACGAUGCUGGCUCUAAUUCUGCACUCCUUUAUAAGCCUGCUUAAGUCGUGAUUUGCCGGCGAUCGGUUGCGUGGCGCGGCUUGGUGAAGGAAUGUUUUCUCGUAUGUCCCAGAUUCGAUGGGGAUGACUCCAUGCUCCCCUUCGACAUAAUAACUUGAGAUUUCUGAUGGAAGCUAAUAGGGGAGUUCCAGGAAACAGUUCAGAAGACGCCAUCGCUGGAACAAGAGGUUUAUUGGUGUGAUGUUUCGGAUCCUCAUUCCAAUACAUCAUCAGAAGCAGUCACAGAAAAGGGUAGUAGAGGCAUGGGGAGCGCGUUGUUUAUAGGACCCGGCUACCAUAUGUUUACAAUAAUUAACAGCACUGGCGUUUGUCGCUGGGGGGGGGGGGUAGUUUUUGAUUUGAUGAUUGCUUGUCAGCCCGUACCCAAGUCGUUAAUGGCCAUAACUUCAUCACCGUUGCUGAUUCUUGGCGUGACGAUGACUCAGCGGUUUGGCUCACUGUCACAGUGACAGCUGGUCGCCCCGAGGCAAAAUCGCAGCUCAGAAUAUUGAGGCUGUUGCGUUUGCUGGUCGACAGAGAGCCGCCGGACCACAACUUCGGCAGCUUGCGGCUCAUGCGGUUGUCGCCUCUUGCGAGGACUUUGACCUCGUCGCACUUGAAGGUGCGGCCAGUUCUGGGAAAGUGCUAGACGACAUCGGAUGA